GAAGUGACGAGUGAAGUGUUGUCGUUGGUGGUGAGAGCGGUUAAUUCGUGUUGUGGAGCAAUUGAAGUUUAUGGUGGCCGAAUAAAAACUGCGGUCGAGGGAUGUUUUGCCCGUUUUGUGGCAAACACAUGAGUACUCUAACGCGGUUUUGUUUUACGUGCGGUCGAUGUUUAGAGUUUUUAAAGGAUGCAGACCAGACGGAAUCACCUGGGACGUCUCGACCGCCGGACCGUGCCAAGCAAGCAGAACAACCAUGCCCAUCAUACAAACGUUUCAUGGAGUACAGAAACCUAAAGUCAAAUGAACGGCAAUCUUGUAACUAUGGGCCAAAAGGAAGAUACAAGCCUAAAGAAAGAAAACAAGUCCAGAUAAAUGUAGGAGUGAUGGUGCCACAUGGAAGUGAUUUAAAACCUCUAAGGGGGAAAACACUUCCCUUAUUUACAGACCCCGACGUAGCAGCACCUGAUCUGCUAAAACAUGCUGUAGACAAAAUAAGAACAUUUAACAAGGACAUGCCAGAAGGACUUUACGUACUUUUGUAUCCAGACUGCUCAGAGGUGGACUAUGUGCCUGGAUCAGACAGGCCAUUCAAAUUGUCAGAAUAUAAAAAGGAAAUUGGAAAGGCAUAUGCCAGGAUCACUUUUUUCAUUUGUCUAGAAAAACACUAUAAAAGAGUGGAUGAUACCUCAGACUCGGACUCCGACUCUGAAAUUGUCAUCACAACAAGGAGCACAGCUGAAUUUAAUCAAGCUGACACUUUGGUUUUUGAACCACAAAAUCAAAGUACUCCCAAACUCGAAGAUGAAAGGUAGGAACUUUUAG
Molecule: messenger RNA, 822 nt
Organism: Danio rerio (zebrafish)
Lineage: Eukaryota; Metazoa; Chordata; Actinopteri; Cypriniformes; Danionidae
Source: RefSeq, a predicted model, not a curated record